UAUAUGCCAUUUCAGCUGAGAGAGAAAGGAAGAAAUUAGUAAUUAGGAGCCUUGCAAGGCAGGUGCUUGGGGUUGUUAAGUACCUUUUGCAAUCUUAGAGUGCCAGUGUGAAGCCAAGAGCAGCAGCAGCCAGAAAGCUGAAGGUAGGCUCUGCACAAACAGUGCCAAACGUGUCAGUGGUGCUACUGCAAUGUUUAAAGCAGGAACACAGCAUCAAUUAUCAUGAUUAUUUAAAAAGAAGGGAAAAAAGGAGGGGGGCGGGCAGGGGAAAGGGAGAGCCUGGCUCCUCGCAGCUCCAUCCUCGUGGUGCUCUUCCCCAGGCUCUGCAUUGACGUCACAAUGACACGGUGAAGCUGAAGGCAGGAGCUGGGAGCAGUUCUUCUGCUUCACUUUUGGUGACUGAGUGAGUUUGCCAGCACUGUGUUCCUUCCAGCAUGGCCAAGAGCGCAGAGGUGAAGUUGGCGAUCUUCGGUCGAGCUGGCGUGGGCAAGUCAGACUCCACACAUAAGCAUGUCAGUGUGUUAAAUGAUUCAUUUACAUCACUAGAAAUUCAAAGCACUGCUUAGCAGAGGGACACCAUUCAGAAGGAAGGACACGUGCGAUGGGGCGAGGGCUUCGUGCUGGUUUACGACAUCACGGACAGAGGCAGCUUGAGGAAAUGCCGCUUAUGAGCCAGGCAGGUCAGCACGGGAGGUGAAAAGCUGGCCACGGAACUUGCUUGUGCUUUUUACGAGUGCUCUGCUUGCACAGGAGAGGGGAACAUCAUGGAGUUCUGACUCUGCCGGGAGGCGGCGCGCAAGAUGGUCCAGGGCAAGACUCGCAGGAGAAGCUCCACCACCCACGUCAAGCAGGCCAUUAAUAAGAUGCUCACCAAAAUCAGCAGCUAAAAAGGAGCUGUCCUGAGGCAGAGGAGCAUUUAGAGAGUAUUAGCUUGGAGUAGGGAUGGGGCAAGCAGAGGAGUUUAGUGAGAAAUGGUCAAAUCUUUGCUAUGAGGAAAUAAAAAAGCACCAAAAAGACAAAGGCCACCACUUUUUUGAGUAACACAUACUAUUUUCCUGUUUUGAAAUGUAUUUAGCCACCUGCUUCUGACUAAUGUGGGGGAAAAUAAAAACACCAAGGAAAC
Molecule: messenger RNA, 1123 nt
Organism: Cyanistes caeruleus (blue tit)
Lineage: Eukaryota; Metazoa; Chordata; Aves; Passeriformes; Paridae
Source: RefSeq, a predicted model, not a curated record